AAACGUACAAUUUCAGUCGUCGUUCCGAGGCAAGUGAAGUAGUUACCAACGGGCGGUGAGCUGUGAGUUCGAGGCGAGCGAUUGUUUGUAGUGCGCUUUUUUCGUUCACGCUUCACAUUUGGGGCCACCAGCCAUACCAUCAUAUCUACCCAGGGAGCCAAUCGUUGGCGGAAUUGGAAGGGACGAGCGGGGGGCGACUGACGGUCUUGGAGGUUGGGGGUGAAAAGAACCGAGCCAGUGUGUCGCGUACAUGUGUGCGAUGGAUGAAAUUUUAUAACCAGAUUUUCGUCGUCGUUGACCGAACCGAACGAACCGGGCCUGAGCGAAAACCGAUGCAAACGAAAAUGACGCGGUACGGGUCGGGGCAUGCGCGUCACCCAGGAGCCUCCCUCGGCUCCUCAGCCCAAGUCCAACUCCAAACCUGAACAACAAAUAUAAAAAUGAAGAAUUUGAAUUUGCGCCCAAAGUAAGGCCAAGUGGUGGUUUGUGCUGUGCCUGUGCGGUGUGAGGUGAUGAUGUAGUUCAUGUUGUUGACUCGCUGCGGCACUGCUUAGCCCGCGAUAACCGCUUGCUAGUUCGAGCCGGCUCCCGCUCCGCGUGUAGCUCUCACGUCUUACUAACUCCGUACGAGUCCAUAAUGGAGGCGCAUUAUGUAUAUCCAUUUAUCGAGCAUUCCGCGCGAAUUCCUCAAUCUAAAUCGCCUUCUUGCAUCUUCUCGGGUUGCAUAAAGCAGGAGCAGUGGCGUUCUAAUCGUAUCCCCAUCCUCGACCAGUGUGGAUGAGGGUCAAAAGCGGAAACUUGCUCUCAACAUCGCCUUGACUUCUCAGGAUGGUAUCGGGACCGACAAGUCGAAUAUUGAACGCCGAAACAACGACGUCGAAUAAUUGUGUUUUGAUUCCGUUCCACAACUCGCCGUAAAUAUGCUUCACAUGAAAAUAUAAAGUUCCUCGUUGAGCGACGACCGCAGCCACGACUGAUAGGGAGAAAUCGUGAUAUCACCAUGAAUGCACAUGUGAUACAUAGCCAGUCUUCGGAUGAUCACAACUCUGAUAGCGAACCAGAAGAGAUAAAUCAGAGGGAGCAGCCUAUUGUGGAACAGCAAAAUAGAAGGAGGAAAAAAGAAUUUAAGCCUGAAAGUUGGAGAAAAAAUGCCUCUAACCGUUUAAGAAAUCAAGCCAAAUCUUAUAAAAACACACAUGGAGUAAUAGUUCCUGAAAAAAGGAUUUGAAGAAAUUACACAAUGCUGCAUCUCUAAUUGUUGUCAAGAUUUUGGUAUUGAAAUCAACAUGCGGCGUUCAUUAACUUCUAUAAAUUGAAUAGGUUUGAUAAGCAUAACACUUUAAUCUUUUUGCAAGCCAACGUGAAUAUAUGUCAUAAAACUAAGUAUCUAUUUAAAACCAAAUUAAAGACCAAUUAUUUUAUUAACAAAAAUUCUGAAUUUAAUGCCUAUUGUUUUGAAGUCAAAUCG
Molecule: messenger RNA, 1468 nt
Organism: Hermetia illucens (black soldier fly)
Lineage: Eukaryota; Metazoa; Arthropoda; Insecta; Diptera; Stratiomyidae
Exons: 2
Coding region: 1001-1228 (75 amino acids)
Source: RefSeq, a predicted model, not a curated record